Messenger RNA from Rhododendron vialii, 2939 nucleotides. RefSeq names its product homeobox-leucine zipper protein ANTHOCYANINLESS 2-like. NCBI's taxonomy places the organism in Eukaryota, Viridiplantae, Streptophyta, Magnoliopsida, Ericales, Ericaceae. The coding region runs from base 441 to 2696 and encodes 751 amino acids. The transcript has 9 exons. Gene Ontology annotation, molecular function: lipid binding; DNA binding. The record is from RefSeq and is a predicted model, not a curated record.
GAGAGAGAGAGAGAGAGAUGUGGGGUUUAGCAGCAAUAAGGGUCUUGGUUUUACUGUACUGCACUAAACCAUGUUUGGUGGUUAUUAAAGUUUGUGGGUUCUGGUUACGUACUGAUCUGUUAAUUAUCGGGGGCUGCUGUGACAAUCUUUUAUAAUGUAUUUGAAGUGACGGUGAUUUCAUAGCGGCCGUCGAUAAACAAAAUAUAAGGAUACAUAUUUCUGAGUGUUUGUGAUCGCUUUAGGGAGAGGAGAGGAAGGGCUUAAUUUUCCCACUCCUAAUGAUUCUUGGGGGUGUCAUUGGCAGUACUGGUGGCAAUGGUAGUGAGGGCACCAUGUCCACUGCUGCAAUGGGGCAGCCCCCAUGUCACUGACCCUCAGCACAAGGUUAAGUGCAUAGACUAGAUUCAAUUUGAUUACUCUGCAGCACUAAGAACCCGAAUAUGGAUGUUAGAGGCAAGACGUCUCUGAUGGGGGAAGAUUUAGACCCUGGACUUAUGGGAAUGAUCAAAGAAAAUGGAUACGAGGGGCGGUGUGGGAGUGAUCAAUUUGAAGGUGCCUCAAGUGAUGAUGAGGACGGUAGAAGCGGUAAACAGAAAAGGAAGAAGAAAUACCAUCGGCAUACUCCCUAUCAAAUUAAAGAGCUUGAAGAUUAUUUUAACAACGGUGGUUACCAUCCUAAUGAGAACCAAAGGUUUGAACUUGGUAAGAAGCUAUCCUUGGACAGCAAGCAAGUUAAGUUUUGGUUUCAGAAUCGGCGAACCCAGUUGAAGACCCAAGUGGAGCGCUAUCAAAACAGUAUCCUUAAACGGCAAAUGGAGCAACUCGUAAUUGAGAAUAUUAGAAUGAAGGAGGCUAUUAGGAAUCCAAUUUGCAACAACUGUGGUGGUCCAGCCAUUCUGGGCGACAUCUCUAUUGAAGAACGCCACUUUAGGGUCGAGAAUGCUCGAUUAAAGGAUGAACUAACUCGGGUCAACACAGUGGCAUACAAAUUCUUAGGGAGGCCAAUAUCAUCGAUAGCCUUUCCCAUCCCCUCUCCAGUGUCAAAUUCUAGCUUGGAACUUGCGGUAGGACUACAUGGCUUCAGCGAUUUAAGUUCAGUCGACACCACAUUUUCCAUGGGAGUUGAUUCUAACGAUGGCUUCUUGAAUGCGUUGCCUAUGGUAUCCAUGCCUUCAACAACAACAGUUGGCAUGGGCGGAGUUGACAUACAUUUGGAGAAACCGGUGUUUCUAGAGCUUGGAUUGCAUGCAAUGGAUGAGUUAAUUAAGUUGGCCCAGAUUGAUAAUCCUUUAUGGGUGCAAAGCUUAGAUGGAGGAAGGGAAGUUUUAAACCAAGAGGAGUACAUGAGGAUAUGUCCUCCUUGUACUGGGAUGAAACCCCGUGAUUUUGUAACCGAGGCUACGCGGGCAACUGGUUCAGUGGUCAUUAAUAGCUUGGCUCUUGUGGAGACAUUGAUGGAUGUGAAUCAAUGGACAGAAAUGUUUCCGUGCAUGGUUGGUAGAGCAUCUGUAGAUGUGAUUUUCAGUGGAAUGGCUGGUUCCAGAGAUUGUGCUCUGCAACUGAUGUAUGCGGAGUUCCAAGCUCUCUCACCGUUGGUCCCCGUUCGACCUAUAAAGUUUCUCCGUUUCUGCAAGCAGCCCACAGAGGGGGUGUGGGCCAUAGUUGAUGUGUCCGUUGAAGGCAUCCUUGAACUUUCAGAUGCACGCCCAUUUGUGAAUUGCAGGAGGCUUCCUUCUGGUUGCAUUGUACAAGACUUGCCAAAUGGUUCUUCCAAGGUUACUUGGGUUGAACAUUCAGAAUUCGAUGAGAGUGUGGUCCAUCAUCUCUACCACCCAUUUAUCAGUUCUGGUAUGGGCUUUGGGGCACAUAGGUGGCUUUCCACCCUACAAAGGCAAAGCGAAUGCUUGGCAGUCCUCGUGUCCUCUUCCAUCUCUACUGAAGAUCACUCAGGAAUUACUCAGGUUGGAAGGAGCAGCAUGGUUAAAUUGGCACAACGCAUGACUCGCAACUUCUCUGCUGGGGUUUGUGGUACUAUGCACACAUGGCAGCUGGUUCAAGUUGGAAGCGUAGGGGAACAUUUGAGGUUGAUGGUCCGGAAUAGCAUAGGUAACUCUGGUGAACCGCCUGGGAUUGUCUUGAGUGCCACAACAUCUGUUUCAAUGCCUAUAUCACCACAAAGCCUGUUUGAUUUCUUGCGAAAUGAGCAGCUAAGGAGUGAGUGGGACGAGUUAUCUCAUGGUGGGCCGAUGCAAGAGAUGGUCCACAUCCCCAAGGGCCAAGAUCGUGCAAACUGCGUUUCUCUUCUUCGUCCUUCUGCUGCUAAUACGAAUCAGAAUACAAUGCUGAUAUUGCAAGAAAUGCAGACUGAUGCAUCAGGCUCACUCAUAGUGUACACAGCAGUUGACAUCCCUGCGAUGCAGGUGGUGAUGAGUGGCGGAGAUUCUGCCACCGUGGCUUUCCUGCCGUCAGGAUUUGCCAUAAUUCCGGAUUCUGCUGGGUCUAGCAACUGCAACGGCACUGUGGUCCAAGAAAGGGGCAGCGGCGGCAGUGGUGGCUCCCUGCUGACUGUGGGGUUCCAGAUAUUGGUCGAUAACUCUCCUACAGCCAAGCUGACAAUGGAGUCUGUCGAUACCGUAAACAAUCUCAUUGGUCGCACGAUUCAGAGGAUCAAAGCUGCUCUUAAUUGCGCUGUAUAGCAUGGUUAACUUGUUUUUUCUUGGGUAAGUCGGAAUAAUACCCAAGACAAAUAUACAUAGGAGAUGUUGAGAUGGAAAAUUCACACACGAAAAAGUUUAAAUUAUUGCUGGGUUUUGAGUCAAGAACGAGCCCUGUUGAACUCUUGCAAAAGGGUGGUUGUGGUUCGGGUAUUGACUCACUUGACCCAAGAGAUGAACGCAAACUAUCAAUUGGUUUUAUACACACGUCUAUAUUGACCUGUC